AAACUGAGGAGGAACAAGAAGCCAGUGUCACAACACCAAGUGAGGACAAGGAUGUAAAUGCAAAGGUGUUGCAAAGAAAGAAUUCUAAUGGAAACAAAAGAGUUUAUGAUUGCCCCGUGUGCCAUAAACGAUUUGGUGCUCCAUCCAAACUAAAAAGGCAUUGUCUUAUUCACAUGAAUCGGAGGCCAUUUGAGUGUUCCAUAUGCUGCCGUGCAUUCAGAGAACGCUGUCAUCUAAAAGUACACAUCAGAACUCACAAUGUCCCUGUGAAGCAGAGAACACCAUCACUCCAGAGCUACAGAGACAACAGUGUGUCCUGUAAUCGAGCAUCUAAGUCAAGGUCAAAUCCCUUUCCAAAACAACCAACUGCGCAAGAUGAUACCAAGUCAACAGGUAAAAAAAAGUCAACAGUGCACCAAGGUCAAAAUAUUCUUACAGAGAAUAUGUCAUGUCAAAAAAUGAUUGGUCACUGCAGUGAUCCAGAUGUAUAUUUGCAAGAUUCUCUUCUAAAUGAAGGAGGUUUGGAUCUUAACACUGGACAGAGUUCUGCAUAUUCUUCCAAACUUUCAGAAGGCCAGUGGAUGGAGGAAAACCAAGAAAAUGAGGAGGAACAAGAAGCCAGUGUCACAACACAAAGUGAGGACAAGGAUGCAAAUGUGAAGGUGUUGCAAAGUAAGAAUUCUAAUAGACAAAAAAGAGUUUAUGAUUGCCCUGUGUGCCAGAAACGAUUUGGUGCUCCAUCCAAACUAAAAAGGCAUUGUCUUAUUCACACAAAUCAGAGACCAUUUCAGUGUUCCAUAUGCUGCAAUGCCUUCAGAGAACGCUCUCAUCUAAAAGCACACAUCAGAACUCACAAUGUCCCUGUGAAGCAGAGAACACCAUCACUCCAGAGCUACAGAGACAACAGUGUGUCCUGUAAUCGAGCAUCUAAGUCAAGGUUAAAACCCUCUCCAAAGCAACCAACUGCCCAAAAUGAUACCAGUUCAACAGAUAAACAAAAGUCAACCGUGCACCAAGAUCAAAAUAUGGUUCCAGAUGAUAUGCCAUCUCAAAACAUGAGUGGUGACUGCAAUAAUUCAGGUUUAUAUUUCUCAAAAAGUACUAGUCCUUUAGAGAAGUCAGAGGUUGUUUUCCGGUGCAACAACAAAUCAGUUUGGGGUAUGACAGAUGAAACUGACAUCUUGCUUGAUGGGAAAAAGGCAUCUGACAUCGUGCCUUUUGGCAGGGUGAGUGACUGUCCACCCAAAACUGACUCAUCUCUCCAUCACUGUGCUUCUGAAUCAAGAAUUGAAGAAAAAUGGGCACAUCACAUGGAUGAUAUUGAAGAUUGUGUCUUCGUGGACUCGGACACUGUUAAAUGUGUCCCUGAUUCUUACGAGCCCAGUUCUUGCCUGUAUCAACAGAAACCUGAUGUGCCCGGACUCAGAGAAAUUGUUGUUGUGGGCCUUUUGGACUUUCAGGAUCCAGGUGAAUGCUUUACCAAACCUCCACAUGACCUUCCCGUUUGUCCUGACUGUAGUCAGUGUUUCCCUACGAUAAGGAGCUUAUAUGCUCAUAAAUGUGCAAACAGAUAUUCUGAAGGGAAAAUAAAGAAAUCCCACCAGUGUGACAUUUGCUUAAAAUUCUUCAGUGCACCAUCCAAAUUGAAGAGACAUUGUGUUACUCACACUGGUCAGAGGCCGUUCCAGUGCACACAGUGUCAGAAGUCCUUCACGCAGUCCCAUCAUCUGAAAACACACAUGCUGUCCCACAGGUAGAAGGGUUACUCUAGGGUUGCCCAAAGAUAUGACCAAACCAAAAGGGUUUUCACUGUAAAUUAGUUGUGUUCUAUGUAGUUUUUUGCUAAACAGAAACAGAAUUU
Molecule: messenger RNA, 1861 nt
Organism: Sinocyclocheilus rhinocerous
Lineage: Eukaryota; Metazoa; Chordata; Actinopteri; Cypriniformes; Cyprinidae
Product: zinc finger protein 770-like
Exons: 2
Coding region: 174-1757 (527 amino acids)
Biological process (GO): regulation of transcription by RNA polymerase II
Cellular component (GO): nucleus
Molecular function (GO): DNA-binding transcription factor activity, RNA polymerase II-specific; RNA polymerase II cis-regulatory region sequence-specific DNA binding
Source: RefSeq, a predicted model, not a curated record